Molecule: messenger RNA, 690 nt
Organism: Guillardia theta CCMP2712
Lineage: Eukaryota; Cryptophyceae; Pyrenomonadales; Geminigeraceae
Exons: 5
Coding region: 1-690 (229 amino acids)
Source: RefSeq, a predicted model, not a curated record
AUGCCCAACGUGAUCGACGAAUUCUUCGGAUUCAUCAAUGAUGCACUGAAGAUCAACCUGGGUGGUGAUGGAGACAUCAAGAAGGAGGUCGAAGUGCAGAAAGAGCGCGCAGAUCGCUUUGAGAAGCUCCUCUUAGACAAAGAACGAUCCUUGGAGGUGACACCGUCGAGCCAGGUGUUCCUUAGAUCCCAGUCGGCGGACAGCAGUAGCAGCCAGAGGAGAUUAUCUCGCACCGAGUCAGUGAGCAGGUCCUCCAAACCCUCCAAGAAGCCCUCGUCGGACACUAAGUCAUCUUCGAGCAGCUCCACGUCGAGCAAAGGUCUUCGAAUUCAGCUGUGCGAUGGUCUCGACAACAAUGCCGUCCAAGUGAGCCAAGACAGUCCCAAGAAUGACUUCCAUGCUGCUCACAGAGACAUGAGGAGCCUCAAGAACUGCCUGCACGAAAGCUUCAAGGUAGCGCACCGCUUGUCCUCAAGAACCAACACGAUCUCGUCCGCCUCCUCGGAGCACUCGAACCAAUAUGUGGUUGAGCCCAUCGGUAUUCAUGCCUCCUUGUACGAUCCUCGGAAAGAAAGCUUCAACCAGUCGAAAGAGACUGCCAAGCUGAACAGGCAGAUCGGGAGUACGGCCGACGACUUGAUCAAGGCCUCCCUUAACUCGGUGAAGCUUCAUCGCGAGGACACGAUCUGA